UAUCAGCACCACCUUCUUAUUUUCCGCUGAAUACAACCAGCUGCAACUUUUGUCGCUGUGCAGCUGCUGCUGGAUCCUCCUCACACAAGCAAGCUGGGCUCAUUUAAAGCCAAGCCAGGCGGCUUGAUGAUGUCACAUCCGUGGAGUAGGGUCCUCUGAACGAUUAGCUCGGAUUUUCGCCGCAUGCGUGCCCACAAACUUUUUCCCUCCUCCUGGAUGCAAGGCUUCUCCCCGCUCGGCCGGAUGGCACGCGUGACGGACACGAGUGGUUGGACGUGCCGCCCUCCUCCCGAUUCCCUGGAAGUCUCGGCUUUAACCACAGAGUAGUGGACGCGGCGGUCAAGGCGCACGGAUAUAAGAAAAAAAGAGGAGGGGAAAAACUUCAGAUUUGUGUUAUCUAGGGUUGCUGAGGUGAAGGUGGAGCAGAAUGUGGUCGCUGUCCGUGGUUCUGAACCCACUGCUGUUCCUGUUGUUGUUCGGAUACUGCCCUACUGUGACCAUCAGGCCAAAGGAGGGUUGGCAGGUGUACAGCUCAGCUCAGGAUGCAGAUGGGCGCUGUAUCUGCACUGUGGUGGCACCUGAACAGAAUCUCUGCUCCAGAGAUGCCAAAGGCAGACAGCUCCGCCAGCUCCUGGAAAAGGUACAGAACAUGUCACAGUCAAUCGAGGUGCUGAACCUGCGCACGCAGAGGGACUUUCAGUACAUCAUGAGGAUGGAGAGCCAGAUCAAAGGGCUGCGGUCAAAGUUCCGGCAGAUCGAGUCGGACAGGAAGACCCUCGUCAACAAAAACUUUCAGGAUCUGAAGGGGAAGAUGGAAUCCCUGCAGCCACUGAUUCCUGUCCUGGAGCAGUACAAGACGGAUGCCAAGCUAAUCUCCCAGUUCAAAGAGGAGAUCAGAAACCUGUCCAGUGUGUUAAUGGGCAUUCAGGAAGAAAUGGGAGCCUAUGACUAUGAGGAGCUGCAGCAGAGGGUCCUGAACUUGGAGAACAGGCUUCACAGCUGCAUGAACAAACUCACAUGUGGCAAGCUGAUGAAGAUCACUGGGCCGCAGACAGUGAAGACUUCAGGGACACGAUUUGGAGCUUGGAUGACUGAUCCAUUAGCUUCUCUUAAAAACAACAAGGUUUGGUACAUGGACAGCUACACCAACAAUAGGAUCGUGAAAGAGUAUAAAUCCAUCAGUGACUUUGUGGCAGGAGUUGAAUCCAUGACCUACAACCUUCCUUUCAAAUGGGCCGGAACCAACCAUGUUGUCUACAACGGGUCUCUGUACUACAACAAGAUGCAAAGCAACAUCAUUGUCAGGUACAGCUUUGAGACGGGCCUAGUCAUAACCCAGAGGGCGCUGGAGUCGGCAGGCUUCCACAACGUGUACCCGUACACAUGGGGGGGCUUCUCGGACAUCGACCUCAUGGUGGAUGAGCUGGGCCUGUGGGCCGUGUACGCGACCAACCAGAACGCGGGGAACAUCGUCAUCAGCCGGCUGAACCCAGACACCCUCCAGAUCCUCGACACGUGGAACACAGAAUACUCCAAGAGGAAUGCAGGCGAGUCGUUUAUGAUCUGCGGCACUCUCUACAUCACCAACUCCCACCUCACUGGUGCCAAGGUGUACUACGCCUUCUCCACUAAAACAUCAACGUACGAGUACACAGACAUUCCCUUUCAUAACCAGUACUUUCACAUGUCCAUGUUGGACUACAAUGCCAGGGACCGCGCCCUUUACGGCUGGAAUAAUGGCCACCAGGUCCUGUUUAACGUUACACUUUUCCACAUUAUUAAAACAGAGGAUGACUCUUAAAAGACACUGUGCAGGUGAGAGAAAGAAAGAAAAUAUACAAAACUGGAAGGUUGUGCCUAAAAAUAUUCAGAUAAUUUAUUAAACUUUUAAUUUAUUCUGUUUUACUCAUUAGUUUUUGUUUUAUUUUUGCCUUUUUUCACUGACAUCGACUUACCUCUUUUAAUAUUAAACUUAUUUCUGCACAUUGAUUUUAUAAUUAGUGUAUAUUCUAUUGAUAAAACAGUUAAAAAGAAAGAUAAAACUGCAACUUUUUGACCCCUGAAAUAAACUGUGGCAUUUUCCUCUUCAUAUUUAUAUAUUUUUUUCUCAUGUAGAAAGCCCAUCUAUUUAUGCACACUAAUUUAAUCAAAUCUUUUACUGUGAUCAUUGAUAAUUUUUUCUUUCCAUGCCAUUUAUUCAUAAUAUUAUAUACCUAUUCCUGCUUUUCACUGCCUGCAUUUAGCUUUGUAUUGUUUCCCAUCUCAAAUUUUGCACUUGACCUUGUGACAUGUGGGGAGGGACCAUAAUGUACCUGUACAGUUAAUGUACUUGACCGUUUUUGUGUUUAUGUGGGGAUUAUGUGGUCAUCAUGGUCACUGGAUAUCUUGAAGUACCAAGUCAAAGUCCUUAGCGACCACUAAUAUCUGACUGCCUUUAACUUAGUACUCUGAGAUAUUGUAGCUUUUUUGUAACUUUAGCAGCAGUUUGUAUGCCUUAUUCUGUGUAGUAUGUGCCGUAAGCCGAAGGAUAACACUUCUUGUGCAUGAAUGUUGGCUAUCCUGGUGCCAUUUUUACUGUAUUUGUGUGCAUUUUGUAUUUGCACAACAUUUCAUUCUCCUCCAAUGAAUCUAUAUUGUCAUGAUCCAGUUUUACAUACUGCGGUAGUUCAGUUCAUUAUAUGUUUGUGUAAAUAAGAUGGUAUCCAUAGGUAAAUAAAAUAUUGUUUUCAUAAGA
Molecule: messenger RNA, 2734 nt
Organism: Xiphophorus maculatus (southern platyfish)
Lineage: Eukaryota; Metazoa; Chordata; Actinopteri; Cyprinodontiformes; Poeciliidae
Product: noelin-3-like
Exons: 6
Coding region: 428-1801 (457 amino acids)
Biological process (GO): signal transduction
Source: RefSeq, a predicted model, not a curated record